This is a messenger RNA of Austrofundulus limnaeus, 4366 nucleotides long. RefSeq names its product FHF complex subunit HOOK interacting protein 1Aa (gene fhip1aa). NCBI's taxonomy places the organism in Eukaryota, Metazoa, Chordata, Actinopteri, Cyprinodontiformes, Rivulidae. The record is from RefSeq and is a predicted model, not a curated record.
GAAUGGUCUGGUACAAAUGCUGGGUUGAAGCUAAACUCUUAAAAAAAAUUCUUCACGACUAUUUUUCUCCCUGUGGUUACGUUUGUGCCCAGUAAGCUGUCAGGACCUUCGCACUCGUAUGACAUGAUUUAAGCCACGCGUCCCGGUCGCCAUGAUGGCCUCGGCGGUCGCCAAUGGAAGCCGCGAUGGACAGGCUCUGGUCCUGAAGGGGGUGGACCCGGAGACCUGCAUGAUUGUCUUCAAAAACCACUGGGCUCAGGUUGUGAAGAUCCUUGAGAAGCACGACCCCUUGCGCAGCAGCUCCGCCCUGUCCUCUUUGAGUGUCAUCAACCUGAGCUCCGGCUCCUCCGGCGGCAGCCACCGCUUCGGCCCGAUCCCCGGCGACGAGGCGAGCGCCGUGCAGAACUACGUGGAGCACAUGCUCUUCCUGCUGAUGGAGGAGGAGAGCGGCCAGGCCGGCGCCAUGGGCCCCAUCCUGGAGUUCGUGCUGAUGGAGAACGUGAUGGAGCGCCUCUUCGUGUGGAGCCUGCGCCGGGAGUUCACGGACGACAUGAAGCUGGAGCAGCUGAAGAUGUACGAGAUGCUGGUGGGCCAGGCGCGCCAGCCCCUGCUGCACCACAAGCCCGUCCUGCGGCCGCUCAUGAUGCUGCUGUCCUCCUGCUCGGGCGCGGCGGCGCCGGCCGUCGAAACGGAACUGGUGCUGCUGCUGAACCAGCUCUGCUGCGUCCUCGCGAAGGACCCCUCGAUUCUGGAGCUGUUCUUCCACACCAGCGAGGAUCAGGGGGCGACGAACUUCCUCAUCUUCUCCCUGCUCAUUCCUUACAUUCACAGGGAGGGGACGGUGGGCCAGCAGGCAAGAGACGCCCUGCUGUUAAUCAUGUCAUUGUCCGCUGAGAAUGAGCGAGUGGCCAAACACAUCGUGGAGAACACCUUCUUCUGCCCAGUGCUGGCCACAGGGCUGAGUGGCCUGUAUUCAUCUCUUCCCACCAAGCUGGACGUUCCCAGUGAAGAGUGGCACUGCCUUCACAGAGAGGACUGGCUGCGGAUGCCGUCGCUCGUCCAGUUUCUGAACUCGCUAGAGUUCUGCAACGCCGUGAUUCAGGUGGCUCAUCCAUCCAUCAAGGACCAGUUGGUGGCUUAUAUCUACAAUGGUUUUCUUGUGCCUGUCCUUGCACCAGCUCUGCACAAGCUCACUUUAGAGGAGGUGAUGACCACCACAGCUUACCUCGACCUGUUCCUGAGAAGCGUGUCUGAGCCGGCCCUGCUGCAGACGUUCCUCUCCUUCAUCCUCCUCCACCAGCACGAGAGCGUCUAUAUUUUAGACACGUUGGUCAGCCGCAUCAACACCCCUUUCCAGCUGGGCACAGUGUCUCUGGCACUUUUCCGCACUCUCAUCAGCUUCUACUGUGAAGAUGUGAUGCUGCAGCUCGUGCUGAAAUACCUGAUCCCCUGCAACCACAUGAUGUUGAGCCAGAGGCGCGUGGUGAGGGAGAGGGACUUCUACUCCUUGUCGUCGGCCAAGAUUCUGGCUCUGACGCCGUCCUGCUGCGCUCCGGAUCACAGCCCCCCGCCCCUCCGACAGCUGGACUCCAUCCUCUUUUCUAAAGGGGGGGUGGAGCCUUCCAGCAACUCCAGCAGCAAAGACGCACAAAAUCACUUCUCGUCGGUGGAUGACGGCUCGGGGAACUCCUGCACCAUCGGCUCCGAGAUCUACCUGGAUGUCAGUUACCUCCAUUACCUCUAUGACGCCCGGCUUAGCAUCAGCAGUUGCAUCCGGGCUUGCCAGGUCUGGUCGGCGCCGUACGACGGUGAGGACCCUCCUCCCGACAAAUACCAACCGGGCGUCCUUGAGGAGGCGGGGCUUGAGAGUCGACAAACCCAAGUGGCUCUGAAGAGAGGCCCGCCCCCGCUGUUGCCUCCAAGUGCUCGGCCCGGCCUCCUGCCGAGUCGAGAGCCGCACUCAGUCACCCAGCUGGAGCUGGAGUGGGACGAUACCUAUGAUGCCUGUCCGGUGCAGACAGCUGAGACUCCGGUGGAGGCAGAACCUCCUCAGCUGCCACCAUCUGAGCCCCCAAAACACAUCCAGGACAUGCGGAAGACUGCUAUCAUGCUGGUGAAAGGUUCAUACAUCGAGGAAAACGAGUUCCAAGACGACGUCAUGGUGUACGAUCUUGUCGCAAAGAAGGACAGCUCGGAGGCCGAGCGCACAAACCGUGAACUGAGAGGUUCGGCAUCAGAGGAGGAACAGCCAGAACCAAAGGAUGUUCCUCCAAAAAACGCUCUCAGUCUAACCCUCCCCACCUCUGUCAUGGCUGACAAUGACAAAAAGGUGAAGGCCAAAGGUCAGACUCAUUGUAACGGAAACCAUCCAAAUACAACUCCCACUGAGUUGGGAGUUGAUUUUUUAAGUCAGUAUGAGGAGCUCAUUCGUACCCUGGACACUGAGGCAGGUGGGAAACGGGCCAAAGACGAAGGAGAGACGAAGAAGCCCGCCACACCAGUAAGGAAGCAGGAGGAGAAGGUGGAGAAGGAGGAAGAGGAGGAGAUGAUGGACUUCGAUUCAUUUGCUGCUGAAACACCAGAGCCGGAGAAGCUGCGCUCCCCGUUUGGAACAAUUCAAAGGCUUCGCAGUGGAAGUUCUUCUCGCUGUUAUUUAGUGCCUUUUACAGGUCCAUUUAUAAGUGUGCUGUUUUCUCGUUUGGAGAACAUGCUCACCAACAGGCUUCACAUCAACUUGUUGCUGACUGGCAUUCUGGCCCAGCUAGCUGCUUAUCCUCAGCCUCUGCUGCGAUCGUUUCUCCUCAACACCAACUUGGUUUUUCAGCCAACAGUUCGCUCUCUUUACCAGGUGCUCGCGACUGUGAAGAAUCAGAUAGAAGAGCUCGCUGCGAGCAGGAAGGAGUUUCCGGAGCUGAUCACUACAGCCCAACACUGGCUGCUGGCAAGAGAGGCUUCAUGUAUGACAACAGAUAAAAGCUGCAGCGGUGGCUCCAGUCACCACGACGGGGGACGAAUCUUGAAGAAUUCCCCGCCGCCCAAACCCAAAGCCAUCUCUCUGGAUCAAACAGAGGUUUUUGCUACCGUCCUCUUCUCAGAGUUCCUCAAAGAACUGGCUGCGAUGGCGCAGGAGCACUCCAUCCUGUCCUACAUUCCUAUGGAACAGUAGCUGCGUCCCAGCAGAGCCUCUGCGGUGAUUUCACUCAUGUUUUCAGCAAUAUUUUUUAGAUACUACUAGGUGAGAUGAUCUGGUAAUUUUGAUUUUUAAAUGCCUUUUUUAAAUAUUUAUUUUCCUUCGAGCAAAAACGACCCGCUUCCUGUGUGAACUGAUCUCAUCAGCCUACUUUUGUAAAACAUUUGGACGCCAAGAAGUCGACCUGCGGAUUUAUUUUUUCUUUGUGUAUGCAAACUCCAGGUCCGCUGAUCAAAGCCUGUAGCGCUCUGUGUGUGUGUUUCAGCAGACCUCUGCCCUUAUCUGAACUGCUCGGGUUCUGAAUGUGUCCUGCAACUGUCUCGGACCACAGCGUGCUGCUUGCUGUGGUUCUGGAACAAUCCUCAGGUGGCCUCUAUGCAUCAGAACACUGAAUGUUGAUUGAGUUUUUUUUUCUUUCUGUAUUUGACGAGCAGCAGUCUGUACAGAAACACCUCCAGGUUCAAACUGUUACAGCUUGAUAGUUCUGUCGUAUUUGUCUUUUAAAAGGGAUAGUUCAGCUCUUCUAAAGUGGGGUUCUGUGGAAAGUUGAAGAACAAUGAAUAUCUUACCAGUUAAAAACAUUUUAAUUGUACCAGUUUGAUAAACAUCACCUCUUUAAUUGCUUUAUCUCCACAAUCAAAUUAUUUCAGAGAUAACUAAAUUAGAAGAUAGUUUAAUUCAGCUAACAUCCAAGUGAAAUACUGCUGCCUGUUUAUAACAGGUAAGAUAUUCAUUGUUCAUAACCAUUCUACAGAUCUAUCCCUUUAAAUUUCCAAAACAAUAUAAAUAUAUAUUUUUGCAAACGUUUCAGUGGGUGUUGAUUUGAUUGCUAAUUCAUGGCAGUACCUCAGGAGUCUAAACACAAAUUUUUGUUUUGUUGUUUAUCAGCUGUGGAGAAGAUGUAUUUUUCUGCAGAGCACUAGUUUCUCAUAUUUCUGGACUCUGGAGCUUCUUUGUUUGUAGAAACAAACAAACCAGAGCAGGUCAAUCAAUGGUGUAUUUGCCUUACUUUUAGCCAUGCUUUCAAUCUUGUACAUAUCAUAUUGAAAAAGUCAAAGAAUACUAUGCAAAUCAAGCUUAUUUGGGGUAUAAUGAGGUUCAGUUUUUUGUUAUAUUUGGAUGGGGUAUUUAAAGUUUUUUUAUUUUUUAGUUUUUGAUGAAAUUAGAUUUUGUUUG